ACUGCUCGCUUUCCUCCCGGCCUGGCUGUGAGUUGCCGGCCGCGCACCAGCUGAUCGCAGCCCCUCCUAUCAGGCAGGGCCCGGGGAAAGGAGCGGGGAGGCAGCCCUGCCCAGAUCGGCGGGGGUGGCGAGCGAGCCAUGUCCGAGUUCCAGAUUUCCGUGGAGGAGCUCAACGACCUGCUGGCCAACGGCAGCGGCUGCUACAGCCUCCCCAGCGCGCACAGCAACGAGGUGGCGCCCCGCAUCCACGUGGGCAACGCCUUCAUCGCCAAGAAUAUUAUGCGGCUGCAGCGUCUGGGGAUUACCCACGUCCUGAACGCUGCUGAGGGCAGGUCUUUCAUGCACGUCAACACCAACGCGGAAUUCUAUGAAGGCACCGGCAUCACCUACCACGGCAUCAAGGCCAACGACACGCAAGAGUUCAACCUUAGCCGCUACUUCGAGGAGGCUGCUGACUUUAUCGAUAAGGCGCUGGCGCAGAAAGAUGGCCGGGUGUUUGUCCACUGCCGCGAAGGCUACAGCCGCUCGCCGACGCUGGUCAUCGCUUACCUCAUGCUCCGGCAGAACCUGGAUGUCAAGAGUGCCGUGAGCAUGGUGCGGCAGAAGCGGGAGAUCGGCCCCAACGAUGGCUUCCUGAGGCAGCUGUGUCAGCUCAACGAGCGGCUGGUGAAGGAAGGCAAGGUGAAGAAGCCAUAGCUGCCUGGCCUGGCCUCCCUCCCUCUCCGCGGCUCACCGGAAUGCCCUCCGUUGCCAGCUCCAACUGCCGUGCCGUGCCGUGCCAUGCCAGGGGGCCGAACAAGCACAAGAGAGCCCCUGCACUAUACAAAAUACCCCUAGAGGAAGACUCCAACCACUAGGCUUCGGCUCGCCUCCUGGGUCUUUAGUUGUGGAAUCUGCCUGUUGUAAUGUGUGUGUGUGUGUGUGUUUGUGUGUUUGGAGGCACUGGGCACGUCUUAUCAGCUAGGAACCCUUUGGGGAUUAAAAGCUUUAUAUUGCCAGUUCCCUGCCGGCACAGCUAGCUGGUGCUGUCCCCAUCAUUCUGCCAUAUGUGUGUGUGUGUGUGUGGGGGGCACGAGAGUUUUCUCGCUGACCUGUUGCGGGUGGUCCCUCUACCCCCUUAUGCCGACGUGUCAAAGGUUAUGGCUGGAGAGUAGGCCAUGUGACCCACAGGGAAAGUCUGGCUUGGGCUACUGUUGAUGUGUCCGAGAGAUUGUUGAGCAUGUGAUCCAAGGUUCUAAGCUGUAGGCGUUAGGCGAGUGAGCUGGUUGGCGCCUACCCCAUAGCAGGUGGAUUGCGGGACUCCUCAGAGGGCCUCUGGUUGCACUGUGGGCUAAUGAAGGUGGGCAAGUGGUGUGAUUUAUUUUCCAUGUGAUCGUUGCAUUGGGUCGGGGUGAUGCCAGCAGGGAUUUCCUCACAGGCAUCUUUGUCCGGGGCCCUCCCGGUGGGGUCUGUCUGCCCGGAUCUUUUAUGGAGUGAGCUCCAGCCCUCUAAUCCAGGGAGGCGUUCAGAGAAGGAUAGCCUUGCCCUGUGGAGCUUGGCCUAUUGGUGCACUGAGCUUCCACCUUUGACCCAUCCGGCCGCUUAAUAGUCUUGUUCUCUGGGCAGCACCUUCCUAACUGUGUGUUUGUCAUGGAAACCAGGUAGCUCUCAGGGGUUAUUUUUGGGAGGAUGCCCCAGAAAUGAGUGCGGGGGGGGGCAGCUGGACGUGGCACGCAGAGGGGGUUGGAGACCCAGGUAGCUGGCCCCACACUAAUUUUUUCAAAAAUCCUAUUUCCCCCUCUUACGUGCAUGCUCGAAAACUGGUGCCUAGGUCCCCGGUCGAAUGGACUGUAAAUAUACAGAAGCUCUUCCUUGUAAUCUUUUUUUUGGUUUUGUUUUGUAUAGCUCUGUGUUUCAUAGGAACCUGUGGAUAUAUACAUAAUACAAUGAAGUAUAGAUAACAAUAAUAUUUAUAUAUAGCUCUAUAUAUCUAUAUGCACUCAAGCAAUGAAGAAGAAAAAAAAGCCAUUGGAGAAUAUCCAGUUAAUGCAAGUAACGUUUUGUAUAUAUAUAGCCACGCUCAUGUUUUUGGUGUCAACAGUAGCCUUUUUAACAAGUUGGCCAAUGUGGCAGAAGCCCAGUAUUCGGGGGGGGGGCAGUUCCCCUCUUCUGUGUCGGCCUUCCCCUUCAUGUUGUAUCGGGGGUCCCAGCAUUUUAGGGGGCAACGAGGGCUGCUUUGGGAAGGGGGCAAGGCAGACAAUUUGUGUUUCUGUGCAUAGAAGUUAAGAUGGCAUCUGACCCAUGUGUGGCCACUGCUGUCUUGGCGACUGUUGGCUAAAGUGUCACCCGGAUGCUGUUUCUGGCUACAUGUAGUGAUGGCAAACAGUGCUUGCCUCCAUUCAAGGUGGCAGCCACUGGCUUGCUUCAAAAACCCAAUGAAGGGUAUCGACAAUCUGUUUCCUCCCCUCCAGUCUGCCAGUCUUUGUGACAAGAAUUUUUCUUGGCCAUUUUUUCCCAAAGUUUAGCCAAUUAAACUGGCAUGUUCAGAUCCAUUUAGUUGGUGUUUGGGUGGCCUUCAGUCUGGGGUUUUGGAGGUUUUGUCUCUGUGGAGAAUCAGCCUUUUGAAGAGACUGUUCCUGUGUGAGGGAGCUGCUUAACCAACUGGCUCUCCAUGCAGGUCAGUUCCUCUUUCCCUCCAGGGUCCCUAACGUGGUGCUUGUGGGUGUCAUGGACUUGCCAGCACUUUCCUGGUGCCCACCAAGUACUUUGAGAAAGUGAGUAGGGUCGCGUGGGGGCUUUGCUGAGCAUUGCCCUUUGGAAAUUGGAUAGGCUGUGCUGAUUUUUUUAAAAAAAGUUACUUUGUCUGCAGCUGCCCCCACAGCACAAGGAUCUUUACUGUGUGACUGAAGAUAAGCUGUGGCAGCCAUUGUGUGGCUGACACUGCCUCCUGUGGCCGUCCUUUUGUGGCUGCACCCACCGUACUGUGUCAGGAUUCCAAAGAUGCCCACAGGCUCAAAAAGGUUGG
Messenger RNA from Gekko japonicus, 3004 nucleotides. RefSeq names its product dual specificity phosphatase 3 (gene DUSP3). Gene Ontology annotation, molecular function: MAP kinase phosphatase activity; protein tyrosine/serine/threonine phosphatase activity. The transcript has 3 exons. NCBI's taxonomy places the organism in Eukaryota, Metazoa, Chordata, Lepidosauria, Squamata, Gekkonidae. Gene Ontology annotation, cellular component: cytoplasm. Gene Ontology annotation, biological process: protein dephosphorylation; negative regulation of MAPK cascade. Bases 139 to 696 code for a protein of 185 amino acids. The record is from RefSeq and is a predicted model, not a curated record.